This is a messenger RNA of Darwinula stevensoni, 1338 nucleotides long. The record is from the annotation of a GenBank genome assembly. NCBI's taxonomy places the organism in Eukaryota, Metazoa, Arthropoda, Ostracoda, Podocopida, Darwinulidae.
AUGGAAAAGAGGCUAAACGGGAAGGUAGUAUGGAUUACUGGUGCAGGGUCGGGGAUUGGAAGACAACUGGCCGUCUCCAUGGCCAAGGUCGGAGCCAAGCUCGUCCUCCAUAGUCUUCAAGGCGAAGAUCUCGACUCCGUGAAAGCCCUCUGCCUCGAGAACGCGCAAGGACGCCUGAGCGAGGAAGACAUUCUCAUCCUUUACGGAGACAUUGCCGAGAUUCAAUCGCACGAAAAAUGGGUUCGGCACGUUCUGCAACAUUUCAAGACGGUGGAUAUCCUGAUAAACAACGCAGGGAUGAACAUCUUCCAAAAGGCAUAUGAAACACCACUGGACUUGACACGGAGGUUAUUCGACGUGAACCUCUUCGGGAUGAACAUCUUCCAAAAGGCAUAUGAAACACCACUGGACUUGACACGGAGGUUAUUCGACGUGAACCUCUUCGGUAACGUCGGGUUGGCCAUGGCCCUCCUGCCCCAUUUCAGGCAGAGGAAAGCAGGGCACAUCGUCGUGACAUCCAGCGUCCUUUCAUUCUUCUCCGCUCCCAAGGUUUCCGCCUAUUGUGCUUCCAAAGGGGCAGUUCAGGGAUUCUACGACACCUUGCUGAUGGAGGAGGCGGGAAAUGGGAUCAAAAUCACCACCUUGCAGCCAGGCUUCGUCGACACAAGCAUCUACGCUAAUUCCAUUAAUAUGAAAGGGGAAUGCAUUGACAUGAGCAAAUUCAAGGCGGUCAACAUGGACGUGGCGUCAUUCGCGGAUUGGGUGCUGGUCGCGAUCGCCAACAAGGCUUUUUCCGCCUGCAUCGCCAAGAAGUGGAUCCUCCUCUGCGUCCUCUAUCAUUGCCCGAAUCUCUGGAGAUGGCAGGCUGCCCAGGACCAACCUGGGAAAGGCUUUCAUCUAUGUCCAAUUCUGGGUGGAAAUGUGAAUCCAAUCAAGCUGAUCAGAUAUGUCAUCGACCGAAGUGUGGACAAGAAACAUAAUCAAGACAUUAAGGAGCGGCUAGAAGCAGGAUUCUACGACACCUUGCUGAUGGAGGAGGCGGGAAAUGGGAUCAAAAUCACCACCUUGCAGCCAGGCUUCGUCGACACAAGCAUCUACGCUAAUUCCAUUAAUAUGAAAGGGGAAUGCAUUGACAUGAGCAAAUUCAAGGCGUUCAACAUGGACGUGGCGUCAUUCGCAGAUUGGGUGCUGGUCGCGAUCGCCAACAAGGCGUUUUCCGCCUGCAUCGCUAAGAAAUGGAUCCUUCUCUGCGUCAUCUAUCAUUACCCGAAUCUCUGGAGAUGGAUCGUGGUGAGAACAGGGGAUAUGCUUUCGAACGUCUUCACCAAGAGGAAGUAG